Lytechinus variegatus (green sea urchin) is the source of this 1585-nucleotide messenger RNA. RefSeq names its product juvenile hormone acid O-methyltransferase-like. The coding region runs from base 1 to 879 and encodes 292 amino acids. The record is from RefSeq and is a predicted model, not a curated record. NCBI's taxonomy places the organism in Eukaryota, Metazoa, Echinodermata, Echinoidea, Temnopleuroida, Toxopneustidae. The transcript is spliced from 5 exons.
AUGCCAUCUGUUCAACUUAAUUCGGGCAUUCAAAGGGAUUCAAAGCAAGGCAAGAUGAAUACCGACACAGUAGAACUAGCGAGGGAAUAUGAUUUAAUAAGUUCUGUUUAUUUUCAGAAUCGAGUACGAGAUGAAGCUUUGAAAUGGAUCGUUUUCGAUGAAAACGACGACGUGCUCGAUGUUGGAUGUGGUCCAGGAAGGUUAUGUAAUAUGUUGUCUCCUCGUGUAAACUCAGUUACCGGUUUAGACAUUUCGCCUGGCAUGAUAGAAUAUGCAAAGAUGGAAAACUCAGGGCCCAAUAUACGAUUCUUUCAAGAGGACGCGCAGACGUUUGGUUUUCAUCUCAACAACUGGUGGGAAAGGUUCAACAAAAUCCUGAGUAUAACAGCUCUUCAUUGGUGCUUCGACAAGGAGAAUGUAUUGAGGAAUGUCUUCCAGUGCCUUAAACCUGGUGGUUUAUUCCUCCUUGACUUCGAGACGCAUUGGAACCUACAUGGGGAAUGGAGUAGAUAUGGUGAAACCUGCGAAGUAUGGCUUCAGAAACAUCACAGAUGGGGAAAAUAUCUGGAGAACUGUGACUAUUUACUGCUUCCAGUGGAAAGUACUGACACCUUUCACGACCUGAUGAGAUCAAUAGGAUUCUCUAUUAUAAAAUCAGAGGUCAAGGAAUCACCCUGGGUUCAAUGGAAAGAACAUGAAAUUAAAAGUCAAUUAAGGACCUCCUUUUAUCCGAUGAAGUAUAUCCCUCUGGAACACCAAGAAGAAUUCAUCGGUGACGUGUACAAAUGGGCGUGUGGCGUCACUCCAAAGAGGUCCGGUAAUGUUUACCGAGGUGAAUAUGGGAGAAUUGAACACAUCACCAUCAUGGCUACCAAAUAAAGACAUUCUUCAAGUUUCUUGACCUGAUCCACGCGAGCAGAUCCCUCGACUUUUAGUGUCUUCAACAGGGACAUUUUAAGGAUUAUUUGUUUAGGAAUUCAUGAAGAGCAUACAUAUCUCACCAUAGUCAUCUAAUUCGAGCGCCUAGCGCGUGCAGAAUUUUACAGAAGUACACCUAAACCAUGGAGCUAAUAUAUGCCUAAACCACUGCAUCACACGUUAUGCAAAGGGCCCUCUUCCUUUAUAUACAAUAUACAUAUAUGUGUGUAUAUAAUAUGUGUGUGUGCAUAUAUUUAUAUAUAUAAAGAUGUAUUGAAAGAUUUUGAAAUAAAGAGGUAUACGAAAUAAAAAUAAAUUUCAUGGAGCUAUAUAGUGUUGUAGUCAUGGCAAGAACUCUAUCAGAAGCUUACUACCCAUUUACUAGCCAGUGGAAGAGCCUAUUUGGUUGAGUAACUCCUUAAUUUGAAUAUGAAUAGACCAUACCUAUAUCUGCUAGAGUAGGCAACCCCUCACUGUGUUUGAUAGAUAUUGUGUGUGUGCACUGCAUAGGGCAAUGCAAGCAAAUGUUAAACAGACUGCAGAUAUGUAUAAGCAUGCAAGCAUCGGGUGCAGUAGCAUCUUUCGGCAGCUCCUUGGCUGGGAAAGCUAGCACAUUGGUGCCACUCCUUUGAUCCUUUGAUAUGUGGGGUGGCAUUUAAGACAUCAG